AUGGUGAAUAUAACGGAAAAGAUUAAGGAGAUUGAGGAUGAGAUGAAAAGGACGCAGAAGAACAAGGCAACGGGUAAGACUAUUACCACUACCAUCAUACUUCAGCGGUUGCUAACGCUAGUUACCAGAAUAUCAUCUUGGACUUCUGAAAGGGUACAGUUCCGCGCCUCUAAGAUCAAUAGGCGAGAUAAUCUAACCAUGCGCCUCUUCAGAAAACUCGCACGUCUAAGAGCGCAGCUCCUCGAGCCCGGUCCAGGAGCAGGCGGAGGAGGCGGCGCGGGUUUCGAUGUUAGCAAGAGCGGCGACGCGCGAAUAGCGCUGGUCGGGUUCCCAUCCGUCGGUAAAUCGACGUUCUUAUCAAAGGUGACUAAAACGAAAUCUGAAGUUGCCUCAUACGCCUUCACAACCCUUACAGCUAUCCCCGGUGUGCUCGAGUACGGCGGUGCGGAAAUCCAACUGCUCGAUCUGCCGGGAAUUAUCGAGGGCGCUGCGGAAGGUAAGGGUAGAGGACGACAAGUGAUCUCGGCCGCUAAGACGAGUGAUCUCAUCCUUAUGGUUCUCGAUGCGACGAAGAGGGCGGAGCAAAGGGCCCUGCUAGAAGCUGAACUGGAAGCUGUAGGGAUUCGAUUAAAUAGGGAGCCACCGAACAUAUAUCUAAAAGCCAAGAAAGCCGGCGGCAUGAAGAUCAACUUCCAGUCAUCUCCGAAGAACCUGGACGAAAAGAUGGUGUUCAACAUUCUGAGAGACUACAAGAUGUUAAAUUGCGAAGUCCUGGUUCGAGACGACGAGGCGACAGUCGAUGAUCUGAUCGAUGUCAUCAUGAAAGACCAUCGCAAGUACAUAAAGUGUCUUUACGUCUACAACAAGAUAGACAGCGUCUCCCUCGAUUUCUUAGACAAGUUAGCGCGCGAACCGCAGACCGUCGUCAUGAGUUGCGAGUUAGACUUGGGCAUUCAAGACGUGGUAGACCGGUGUUGGAAGGAAUUGCGAUUGAUCAGAAUUUACACGAAGCGGAAAGGCAUCGACCCCGACUUCAGCGAAGCGCUCAUCGUACGUAGCAACGCUACUAUCGAAGACGUUUGCGACCGAAUUCAUCGGACCUUAAAGGAUACAUACAAGUAUGCUUUGGUAUGGGGCGCAAGUGCUAGACAUAUUCCGCAGAGGGUUGGUCUGGGACAUACAGUGGCCGACGAGGACGUGGUAUACAUAGUCAGUGGUUACAAGGCAUAG
Molecule: messenger RNA, 1230 nt
Organism: Daldinia childiae
Lineage: Eukaryota; Fungi; Ascomycota; Sordariomycetes; Xylariales; Hypoxylaceae
Product: Ribosome-interacting GTPase 2
Exons: 4
Coding region: 1-1230 (409 amino acids)
Biological process (GO): cytoplasmic translation
Cellular component (GO): cytoplasm
Molecular function (GO): GTP binding; GTPase activity
Source: RefSeq, a predicted model, not a curated record